AUGGACGAUGAACACGAGCUGUUGGUCCACAUCUCCGCUCCGGCUACUCGACAAAACGACCAACUUUACCGCUCCUUGGCCGACGCUUAUCUUGACUUUAGACCGCAUCGUAAAAACGUUGAGGAGACACCACAACACGAUGUGUCGAGCCAGUUUGCUGCUUCCCGAGUGAGCGACCCUUCGCCACCAAACAAAGGAAAUUCAUUUCGCGAGUCCGUCAAUACCUCCAUCUUAUCGACCAACAAAGAUUCCUACGGCAGUUUCCCAUCUCACUUAUCGUCCGAUGAAUAUCCCAAAAGAUACGUCGGCGCGUCGUCCGACGAUGUGGGAGAAGACGACUUUGCGCCAACGUCUAGUCGGCUUGCGCGGUUAGAACGUAUCCAUCAAAACUGGAAAGCGCAAGCAACUCCCAAGUCAAGCGCUGCUAGCAAACGGCGGUGCAUAAAAGAUGUUCCCAGCAGUCCUGAGGAUGCUGAUACGGCGUUUAUUGAGGAUACGCAAGCUGCGGUACUGGCACUACAGAGUCAAUUGCAGGAUACCUUUUCAAUGACUUCUGAAAACACAUCCGGAGACGAGUCGGACGCUAGGGAUGUCAUGCAGGAGGCUUCUUCGUCGCCUGCUAUGACAACGGAACACGCGAUCGUCGCUACAGCAGAAGAGCCGGAUGCGCCUAGCGCUAAGUCUUCGCCCCAGGUACCUCUCGCAGAUGUGAAUCGUCGGGAAAGUACGCGCCUGGAGAUAGGUAGCGAUAUAUCAGAAGCCAAGACGCCUGCUUCUCCAGAAGUGCAUCCCAAAUGCAGCAGCGUCGUCCCAACUCAGCAAGAAAGCGUCCGCUCAUCUGAUGCGCCAAAGCCAGUUUCUCCAUUAGCAGAAGACCAAGCCAGUGAGAACAGCAAGGUGCAAGAAAUCGACGAUUCCGGUCCGCCCAUAGACUUCACCGAUUAUCCGGAAAUAGUUGAAUCUCCAGCACCGAAGAUAGGUGUAGAGAGUCCGGAGACGUGGCCUCGGCAGGUCACACCCUACCUGGAAGCCCUGAAGGAACAAUAUCCAGGCAAGUUCAAACCAAUUGGAAAGUCACGCGAUCCAGUGGGCAAUGAACGAGGUCAUUGGCUCAUUGACUUGUCGACUUGGCCUGCGCAGGCUCAGAAAGACCUUUGGGAUGGCGUGUGUGAACCGCUGAAAGAUGGCAGACUCGGCUGGGGCGCAUAUCUCUACCGAGAGAAGGGUACUUCUGAAACUCUUGGGAUGAUGCAGCUGUUUAAUUGGGGAGAGCUUGCAGAGCAUAUGUGGCUGCUGUUGUGGGUUUGUUCAAAGGGGAAGAUAGCCGGCGCAGGUCUUAAGUGGAAGGCCGGCCGUGACGUUAUCUUGGUCAUGGCAUGA
Molecule: messenger RNA, 1380 nt
Organism: Alternaria viburni
Lineage: Eukaryota; Fungi; Ascomycota; Dothideomycetes; Pleosporales; Pleosporaceae
Exons: 1
Coding region: 1-1380 (459 amino acids)
Source: RefSeq, a predicted model, not a curated record